UCAACUGCUACAACACCAAGGGCCACACCCAUGAGAUGGUGAAGGUGGGGCUGGGCCCGGAUGAAGAGGCCGAGGGUGGCGAUGAGGGCGGCAACCAGGGGGAGCGGCGGUUCAGGAGGGUCCGGGUGGCUGGGCGCCGGAGCAUCCUGCGCUGCAUCCAGUCCCUGAGGCACGCCCGCCAGUGCGGCGACGCCAACUGCCCUCGGAAUGACUGUCAGAAGCUGAAGCGUGUUGUUCUGCACACCAGGCGCUGCCAGCGCAAGGCCAUUGGGGGCUGCCCAGUGUGCAGGCAGCUACUCGCCCUUUGCUGCUACCAUGCCAAAGAAUGCCAAGAAAAUCCAUGCCCCGUUCCCUUGUGCCUCAACAUCAAACAGAAGAUCCGCGAGCAGCGGCUCCGGCUCCGUCAGCAGCGGAUUGGGAACCGCCUGCCGCAGGGGUAGCUCAUGCGCCAGCGGAUGCCACCAUGAACUCCCGUCACGUGCCUCAGCAGUCUGCCAUCCCCUCCUUGAGCACCACCCUGGACACUCCCACAGCAGCCCAACACAGCCCAGACACUACAGCCUCCGACUCAGUCCCAGCCCUGGCCUGUAAGCAUGUCACUAGCCGGUUUCUUCAGCUUGGCCAGAACUUUGCCCACCAGUGUCCACAGGGAAGCGCACUCACCUUCAGCUCCAGUCCAGCCUGCAGAACCUGACCGCCAUGCAAGCCAGCGGCCACGACCUGCUGUCCCUCCGCAGCAGCAACAAUGGGAAGCCUGAACUCCCAAGACCAGGCCUUGAACAUCAUGAAUCUGGGGCGCAACCCCAGCCAGGCGAGAAUGAACCACAGCACAGAGAGAUGCCACGGAGCAGCAGCAGCAGCAGCAGCAGGAAGGCAGCGCUGGCAUGGCUGUAGGCCGGGCAGGACACGCCCAGUUCUAGCAGCCUCAGGGACCUGAUGCCACCCGCAGCCAUGCAGCAGCAGCAGAUUCAUCCCAGGCCAGCCAAGCCCUGUUAGGCAUAUUCUGUACCUUUCCCUGCCCUCAGUUUCUCCCCUGCACUCAGUACUCUCUGUUGUCCCCCCUUGCGGCUCCUGUCCUCUCUGCUGUUUUCCUGUUAUUCUCAUUUCAGGUGUCACAGGAGACAGCUAAGCAGCUGAGAAAAGCAGCUCUAGACCCAGCUUCCUGCAACCACCUGCACCUCCAUCCGACCCACACAGAGACAUAAAUAUCCCGCCCUCCCUACUCUUGCUUGCUGAAAUGGAUAUGCUGGUGUGUAUUAAUAAUA
Messenger RNA from Myotis davidii, 1265 nucleotides. Its product is annotated as CREB-binding protein-like. Lineage: Eukaryota; Metazoa; Chordata; Mammalia; Chiroptera; Vespertilionidae. Gene Ontology annotation, cellular component: histone acetyltransferase complex; transcription regulator complex. Gene Ontology annotation, biological process: positive regulation of transcription by RNA polymerase II. Bases 36 to 440 code for a protein of 134 amino acids. Gene Ontology annotation, molecular function: chromatin DNA binding; histone acetyltransferase activity; transcription coactivator activity. The transcript has 2 exons. The record is from RefSeq and is a predicted model, not a curated record.